This is a messenger RNA of Polistes dominula (European paper wasp), 2531 nucleotides long. RefSeq lists its product as uncharacterized. Lineage: Eukaryota; Metazoa; Arthropoda; Insecta; Hymenoptera; Vespidae. Gene Ontology annotation, biological process: regulation of transcription by RNA polymerase II; cell differentiation; anatomical structure morphogenesis. Gene Ontology annotation, molecular function: RNA polymerase II cis-regulatory region sequence-specific DNA binding; DNA-binding transcription factor activity, RNA polymerase II-specific. The record is from RefSeq and is a predicted model, not a curated record.
CUCCUAUCUCGUUAGAUACCAAGACGAUUUAUGUAUAAUAACUAAGUGACGUUCGUAUACAUCAUGAGAGUGAAUUAACAACAACAGUGUCGGGACUAACAGGAUCAUCUUGUGAAUAAAAUAAAUGAUAAAAUAAAGACGAAUUUGAUCGUGAUCGGUGUUUAUUCGGUGAGGAAGAAGAGUAUCUUUUUUUUUUUUUUUUAAAUUUCCUCGGUGCCGAAUAGAUGAUGAAAGUAUAAGAUUAGUGGGAAAUGUUCCAUGUAUUGGGAUUAAUCUUGGAUGAGAAGCUUGGAUCGGUGCUUUUUAUAGGUGGCUGAGCUAAUCAAAAUUGAAGCUAAAACACAAGCUUAAGUCAUAGUAGAAGAAGAAGAAGAAGAAGAAGAAGAAGAAGAAGGAGAAGAAGAAGAAGAAGCAGUGAGAAGAAUGAUAGUUCUUUGGCUGGUGGUCAAAGUUAAUCGUCGAUUAAUGGUUCGAAUUCAUCGAAAGAAAAAAUAAGUGUUGAAGUUAAUCCUGAGAUAAGCCCCGGGCUAAGUUGCUCGUUAAUUCGUCGUCAGGCUGUUGGCUUUCCAAGAAUGCCGCGGCCGUCGCGCGAUACUUACGGAGAUCAAAAACCACCCUUCUCUUAUAUAUCGCUCACGGCAAUGGCGAUAUGGUCCUCGCGAGAUAAAAUGUUACCACUCGCUGAAAUAUACAAAUUUAUCGCCGACCGAUUUCCUUAUUAUCGAAAGGACACACGACGAUGGCAGAAUUCAUUAAGGCAUAAUCUAUCCUUCAACGAUUGCUUCAUCAAGGUACCACGUGGACCGCACAGACCAGGCAAAGGUGCCUAUUGGGCACUACACCCGGGUGCUCUGUCAAUGUUCGAAAAUGGCUCGCUUCUUCGUCGUCGGAAACGUUUUAAACUACACAAACCCGACAAGGAAUUGUUAAAAUCGGAACUGCAAGCGUUAGCUUCGGCAAUGCCACCACCUUGUUCGGAUCAAUCACCGGUGAAUAAUGUCAGUAACAGUCCGACGAGCAGUACAACGGGGACAGGCUUGAACGUGGCGAGUUUGCAUAGAUUGAGGGACGAUUUGUUACGUUGGGAAAUGGAGGAAAGACGAAUGAUGAUAAGUUCGGCUGGUUCUGGUAGCAAUGCUGCUUUUCCGAACGGUUCAAGCCCAAGUCCAAGCGGAUUCGAUGCCAACAACGAAGCCGUUGCCGGAUAUUAUCUGUUGUCGCCGGAAGUUAGGCAAAGAUUGACCAGUACGGAGAGUAGCAACGAAAUUUUAAGGACUUAUGAAGCUGCCUUGCUUCAAUCAGGAACAUGGAACUUUUCCGCGUUUCCCGUAUCACCUUACGUCUCUCAAUUGUCUUAUCUUCAACAAACAACGGGACAACUUCAACCAACGAACACCGAAUCACCGGAUACGCGUCGACUUUGCACACGUACAUCUUUAUCCGGACUCGACGUCAGAGAAAACAACGAACGAAAUUUCUUACAAGAUAAUAAUAAUCCUUACGAAUUGGGUUAUCGCGACAACGUUAACGAGGAUGAAUCUUUGUCGUCAUCGUCGAGGAUCAGUGCGAUUUAUGGUAGUAGCAGCAUCGUCACGGCACCACCAUCUCCAACAUCAUCCAUUUCUCCUGGAUCCCCUAUUUCUAAGAGUUAUCGUACCAACAAUCCUCGAUCCUCGCCACUACUUAGCAUUACUACCGACCAAAUUACCAAUUUAACAACGGAUCAUGUCACGUCUCAAACAUCCUCGCCGAAUAAUCGAGAUCCAAUCGUUAAUUUAACAUCUACCAUCAACAAUACCAGCUUAUCGUCUACUCUUGGAAUUGGGAAAAAAACGAAAAAACCUUUCACCAUCGAGAACAUCAUAGCACCCGACGAAAAUGAAUUGGCUUUAGAACCGAAAAGUGUGUCACUUGAAUCGACGACGAAAAAGUCACCGUUAUUAGCACCAAGACCACUUUAUGCCGCUGGUUAUCCUUUACCUGUUGCUACUUCGGCUAUUCAAAGACAUUCAUACGGAGCUGCGACUUAAAUAAUUAAUUGUCAAAUUACAAUUAUUUGGGGGAAUAGCUUAUAUUAUUUCACUUUGAACGAACACGUGAUUAUAAACAUACAAAUUUUGACAAGAUAGAACAUCCUAUAUAUCGUCUAAACUAAUUCGAUUUCUGUUCGUAUGAUCGUUAUCUACUUACAGUAUUGCGAAUUUAAUGACAGUAAUCGUUUCAGUGUUUUUUUUUGUUGUUGUUGUUCUUCUUCUUAUAGGCCAUUUUGAUGAACAUCGAACGUUCUCCGGAAUAAAAACGAAUUGACUGAUUUGAACGUUCACGAUCCGUUAUGUUAACGAUAAGAAAAGUGUCUUCUUUUGGGAUAUUAAAAGUCAAGGAUUGAAAGGACAAUCGAUAAGAAAUAUUUCAUUCCUUUUCUAGUGUAACUCAAAGGAAUGUUGUUGUUCAAAAGACUUUUCUCUUUCUAUCUUUCUAUCUUUCUCUCUCUCUCUCUCUCUUUUUCUUUAUUUCUUUCUUUCUUUCUUUAG